CAUAAAUACACUUUCAUAAAAUAAACAAUUCAUAUUUCUUCUACAAGGUGUUAUUGAUGUUAUUAGUUUCUGCUACAAUUAAAUUUGGUGCUUUAAAUUAUAAGUUACAAUCUAUUUGUCAAAAGUUUCAUACAUCUCCCAGUAAUCGAUGAGGCAAAUCAUUUGUCUUCGUCUAGUCAGUUCGCUUCUGACAUCCAAAAUGAGAAGUCAUACGUAUAUUGAUUCCUUGGGCUCUGCCAGCAUUAUGGCAAAAAUCCUCAACGGCAAAGAUCUUGCCAACGAGAUUAAAGAAGAAUUGAAACUGAAGGUAGCGGCUUGGGUAAAUGAAGGUCAUAGAACUCCAAGCCUACGCUGCAUAAUAGUAGGAGAUGACCCGGCAAGCCGUACUUACGUUAACAACAAGGUCAAAGCCGCUAAGUUUGUUGGAAUAGAUGCUUUGGCUAUCAACCAUGACGCCACCAUAUCUGAAGACGCAUUGAUUGCUGAAAUCGAACGAUUAAAUGCAGAUGAAAAUGUCGACGGCAUCUUGGUGCAAUUACCUAUCCCCGAAACAAUGAAUGAAAGAAAAGUUUGUAACGCAAUAACUCCCGAGAAAGAUGUUGAUGGGUUCCACAUUAUCAAUAUUGGAAGAUUAUGUACGGACAUGCCUGCCAUCGUACCCGCUACUGCAUUAGGCGUUGUGGAGAUGUUGAAAAGGUACAAAAUCGAAACAUUCGGACGUAACGCUGUGGUUAUUGGGCGGUCUAAAAACGUUGGGAUGCCAAUAGCGAUGUUGUUGCACAGUGAUAAGAGACACGACAGUGGGUUAGGAAUGGAUGCGACGGUCACCAUCUGUCACCGUUACACGCCGAAGGAUCAGUUGGAAUUCUACUGCCGUAACGCAGAUAUCAUCGUCACGGCUACAGGUCUACCCAAACUCAUAAAAGCUGAUAUGGUCAAACCCGGUGCUACAAUUAUCGACGUGGGCAUAACUAAAGUCAUCGAUGAAAAUGGAAAGUCCGCACUCACCGGCGAUGUUGAUUUUGAAGAGGUAAGCAAAGUCGCUGGUGCAAUAACUCCAGUGCCUGGAGGCGUAGGACCCAUGACAGUGGCAAUGUUAAUGCACAACACACUGCAGGCCGCACAAAACCGAGUCCACUCGUACAAACUACAAUAGACUAAUGUUAUAAUUGUUAUUAGAAUUAAAUUUAUUAAAAAGUUUAUGUCGCGUAGAUAUUAUGCUGAGACUGAUAAUUGUAAAUAAACGAGCAUGGCAAAGUAGUAGUGGUAGGAUAUAUUUCAUAUCCGCCCGGAUAGCCACCGCACACAAGGUGUUAAAACUCGCCAUAGUGGCCCACGUACGUGUGUCGCGUUCCGGGAUCAGCCUGUGUAUUCGGUUCCAACAGGCCGGCAUAAUUAUGUCGUCAAGGGGUAAUCUCUCAUCAGUCGACAUUGUAUUGAACCCUACACUUUGCCAUGCAGCUAUAAAAGUCUCCACUGCGCCUGAUAGUGGAGUGCCGUUCAGAAUGUCGAUUGAUGAGUGAUGUUCCAUCGACAGUCGAUCAUUCAGCCUGUUCGAAACCGGUACAUGCUGAUCCCGGGAUAUUUAGAUAUAUUAAAUAAAGCCUGGCUUUGUUGAUAUAGUGUUCCUAUAACUUAUUUAGAGUUGCGACCCUUUGUCGCCAAUGCAUGGCAUUUCUAAAGCAAUUUUCCGUAGACAAAAAUAAUAAUGAUAAAUGAUCUUGAGAUGCCCAAUAGUUACUUAUUGACAUUUACUAAAAAUGACAUUAAAAAGAUGAGUCAUAAAAAAGAAAUCUCUAUUUUUUUUACAUUAUUAUCAGUUCUCAAUAUAAUUUCAGACGAAUAACUCGUUUUUUUAAAGAGUAUUAUAUUAUUAAGUAACCUAAUUGUGCGGUUAAAAAUCGAUAUCGAUAUAACUAUAGUAUAAAAAAAUUGCAUUCGAAAUUCGAACGUAUAAAAGCAAUGAGAAUUCGACCAUAAUGAAUAGACAAUGUAUAGAUUAUAUUGAUAUCUAUUUUAACCUCACAAUUAUGAAUCGAAUAAGAUUAUUAUUUAUUUUUAACGCAUUCCUUGUUAUUAUGGAUAGGCUGUGAAUCAUCUAGAAUA
Messenger RNA from Manduca sexta (tobacco hornworm), 2106 nucleotides. RefSeq names its product bifunctional methylenetetrahydrofolate dehydrogenase/cyclohydrolase, mitochondrial (gene Nmdmc). Gene Ontology annotation, cellular component: mitochondrion. The transcript is spliced from 6 exons. Lineage: Eukaryota; Metazoa; Arthropoda; Insecta; Lepidoptera; Sphingidae. Gene Ontology annotation, biological process: tetrahydrofolate interconversion. Gene Ontology annotation, molecular function: methylenetetrahydrofolate dehydrogenase (NADP+) activity; methylenetetrahydrofolate dehydrogenase (NAD+) activity; methenyltetrahydrofolate cyclohydrolase activity. Bases 149 to 1156 code for a protein of 335 amino acids. The record is from RefSeq and is a predicted model, not a curated record.